UGCUUUCCACUGUUCCUGCGAGGAAGCAGGUAUGCGUUUGGAGGACAGGAUCUUCGCCUUUUCAUCGAUCCUUGCAUUCCUGUCUGGCCAGUUGCGUGCGUGAUGUCCGACCACUUGCCAUCUGCCAGAAGAUCGCAGACGGACGUUUCGGCCUCGACGCCCAGUCCUUUUCGCCAUGGGUCGACGGCCUCAACUAGCUCAUCAAUCUACUCUAUCUAUUCCAAUUCUUUUGCACCCAGCCGCACCAGCACGAUAUCCUCAAAUGCGUCCGUUGGGUCAGUCUUUGGUAGCUUCGUGCACCCGAGAGGGAAGAGCGAAUUGACCAAUAUGGUGUCUGCGACAAUCGGGCAAACACCAGCGGCGGACAGGCCACCGAGCGCUGGGGAGACAUAUGGAAAUAUACGCCGCUCACUGAGACCGUUACCACAAGUUCCUAAUGCUGUGCCGCCUCCGACAAAAUAUAUACCCUACCGCCCGCCUGGUCAUAACAGAAGCCAAACCUUGGAUGAAAGGCUUUUCCCUAAAGACUACAGACCAAUCACUCCAGAAGCCCGCCCUGCGUCCAGACAAGAAAAUGAGCCUCUGAGGAGCGUGGACGCCGCUGCGUACAGCCCUCCGGCAUCUCCUCAUAGCAUAUCUCCUCGCACCAGGGUGAAUCAUUCUUACUCUGUAUCCACUCCACACCCGCCUCCAUUGACCACUGCUCUUACUGCCCCCGAGCUCGAGACAUUUCAGAAGUCUUCGACCGGUCAUCUCCGCACCCUUUCCAAAAUUGCUCAGUCAGGGGAGGGCGGAGAAUUUUCCAUCAAUAAUUCGCCUUCGGUGGUAGGUCUGCAGGGCAGACGGCGCCUCAAGCGUGCGGAUUCUGGAAAUGGAAGCGGCAGUGGAAAUGGAACCAGGAGAAAGAAUACUUCUUCGUGGGCCGCAGGCAACUGGAUGGAUAAACAGCGGCAAUUUCUUCAGGCCUACGAGUAUCUAUGUCACAUUGGAGAGGCCAAGGAGUGGAUAGAAGAUGUGAUCCAAAAACCAGUUCCACCUAUCGUUCAACUGGAAGAAGCGCUUCGUGAUGGAGUGACGCUGGCCGAAGUUGUGCAGGCACUAUGUCCAAAUCGCACGUUCCGAAUCUUUCGCCACCCGAAACUACAAUACCGGCACUCCGACAAUAUUGCACUGUUCUUCCGAUUCCUUGAAGAGGUAGAACUGCCUGACCUCUUCCGGUUCGAAUUGAUCGAUCUCUACGAGAAGAAGAAUAUCCCCAAAGUCAUCCACUGCAUUCACGCAUUGUCCUGGCUGCUGUACAAAAAAGGGAUCGUCGACUUCCGCAUUGGAAACCUGGUUGGUCAGCUUGAGUUUGAACACCAUGAGCUGGAGCAGAUGCAAAAGGGCCUCGACAAGUCAGGCGUCAGUAUGCCUAGUUUCUCCGGCAUGGGUGCUAGCUUUGGUGCGGAACCUGAACCGGAGCCUGAACCAGAGCCAGUGGAGUCAGAGGAAGAAAGGAUAGACAGGGAACUGCGGGAAAACGAACUGUCUAUUAUCGACUUUCAGUCUCAGAUAAGGGGUGCAUUGUUGCGAGUAAAACUCGGCGAUGUCAUGAACGACCUGUGGGAUAUCGAACAUCUAAUCAUCGAUCUUCAAUCUAGGAUCCGUGGCGACUUCACACGGCAGAUCAUGGAGUACAGGCUGAGCAUGCGCCGAUUUGCAACCAACCUUCAAGCAAGCUGCCGAGGGUUUAUCGUGCGAUCGAGGCAGCGAAAGAAUGAGGAUUGGUGGAAGACAAAGGAACCUGACAUUCUCAAACUGCAGAGUCUAGUGCGGGCAGCCAAAGCUCGAACUGAAGUCAACUAUAUCAGAACACAAAUGCGACGACAAGAGUCCGGCAUCAAGUCUUUCCAGGCAGCUAUAAGAGGUGCCCUACAAAGGAAGCAGGCGCACGAGCAGAUCGAGGAGACAAGAGACUCCGAAGACCAAGUCCAGAGUUUACAAGCGGCAAUCCGAGGAAUGCUUGCUCGCCAAUCGAUCUCCGGCUCUAAGUCAGCGCUCAAGGCAGAAAGCUCCCUUAUUGCUUUUAUACAAGCAGCAAUCCGAGGAAUGCUUGCCCGCCAAUCGAUCUCCGGCUCUAAGUCAGCGCUCCAGGCAGAAAGCUCCCUUAUUGCUUUUAUACAAGCGAGCGCACGGGCAAUGGCCACUCGAGCUAGUUUGGCUGAACAAAGAGAUGCAUUAGUCGGAUUUAGUGACAAGUGGCUUACUUUGCAAUCUACCUCCCGUGGUUCUGCCGUGAGAGAGAGCCUUCGACAUCUCCGGAAUCUCUUGCACAAUGAAGAACCCUCGGUCAUAUCUCUCCAGAGUGCCAUAAGAGCAAAGGCACUUCGAUAUGAUAUCGAAUCUCAGAAAAGGUCGUUGGCUGAAAAUGAAGCUUCAGUGUUGGACUUUCAGUCUUCAGCCCGGGGAUUCCUACUGCGCAGACGUAUCGAGGCUGAUCGCUGCGCACUACAGCAGGAGACGUCUCUCUUGACAGAACUCCAGGCAUGCGCCCGGGCAGCCAUCGUAAGGCAGAACAUCCUUGACAUACAAUCUCAGCUGGAAGACUGUACCGAAGAAAUCAUUGAGAUUCAGUCUUCUGCCAGAGCCAUGCUUUACCGCUUUCAGCUGGAGCGGAUGCUUACUGAUCUCUAUAUUCAAGAAGAUGCUGUCCUUGAGCUUCAGGCGUGGAUCAGGGGCAGUCUCGUCCGCUCACGGUUUGAAGAAAAACGCCGGUUCUACCGUGAGAAUAUGGAAAAGGUCAUCAAAGUCCAAAGCUUUGUGAGAGGCAAGAUUCAGGGCCAAGCGUACAAGAGCCUCACCAGCGGCAAGAAUCCCCCUGUUGGAACGAUCAAGGGGUUCGUACAUCUUCUUAACGAUAGCGACUUUGACUUCGACGAAGAAAUUGAAUUUGAGCGAUUGAGAAAGACUGUUGUUCAGCAAGUUCGUCAAAAUGAGAUGGCCGACCAGUACAUCACUCAGCUGGAUAUCAAAAUCGCGCUUCUCGUCAAGAACAAAAUCACCCUUGAUGAGGUUGUUAAGCACCAGAAGCACUUCGGUGGCCACGUUGGAAGUCUCUUGUCCAACACAGACAUCUCGUCGAAGGAUCCUUUCGAUCUCAAGGCGCUAAACAAGACAUCCAGAAAGAAGUUAGAGCAGUACCAGGUACUGUUCUUCUUGCUUCAGACCCAGCCACAAUACCUGGCCAAACUUUUCCGUAGAUUGCGGGAACAAAACACGGCGGAGAAGGAGUUUGAGCGGAUUAAGCACCUGAUAAUGGGUCUGUUUGGAUACUCUCAGAAGAGAAGGGAGGAAUACUACCUGAUGAAGCUGAUUGUCCGCUCCGUCAAGGAAGAAAUUGAGGGAUUUGACUCGCUUCAGGAGUAUAUGCGCUGUAAUUUCUUCUGGAACAAGCUCUUUGGAGCCUACGUCAAGUCGCCGAGGGACCGCAAAUUCAUGCGGGAUGUGUUAAGCCAGCUGGUGAAGGAGACUGUGAUCGACAAUCCGGAUCUGGACUUGGAGAGUGAUCCGAUGCAGAUAUAUCGCUCUGCGAUCAGCGACGAGGAACUUCGUACCGGUAGGCGAAGUCGACGUCGUCCUGACGUGCGGAGAGAGGAAGCAAUCAGGGACCCAGAGACGAGAGCGACAUUUAUCAGGCAUUUGCAGGACCUCCGGGACAUCGCCGACCAAUUCUUCAGUUCAUUCGAAGAUUUACUGAUCCGAAUGCCCUUUGGUAUUCGAUACAUAACACAGCAGAUGUACGAUUCUCUGUUGAAACAGUUUAGCGAUGAGGAUCCUGGCUUCAUUCUCCAAGUCGCAGGAUACUGGGUCUGGAAGAACUACUUCCAACCGGCGAUACUCGAACCAGAAAAGCAUGGAAUUGUCGACCGCGGCUUGACCCAGGGGCAGAAGAGAAAUCUCGGAGAGGUUUCGAAAGUCCUUUCUCAGAUCGCCUCUGGUAGACUAUUUGGGGGAGAGAAUGUCUACCUGCAACCGCUUAACUCAUAUGUUGGCGAGUCAAUUCAACGUUUAGGCCAGUUGUGGGGCAACAUGAUCUCCGUUCAAGACGCCGAGUCAUAUUUCGAUAUUGACGAGUUCAACGACCUUUACGCCAAGACGAAGCCAACUCUAUAUAUCAAGAUGUCUGACAUAUUUUCUAUCCAUCAGCUCGUGGCUUCAGAAGUCAAUGCCAUCUGCUCCCAUUCUGAUGAUAUCCUGAAAGAGGUCAUUCGCGAUCUCGGAAACGUCAAGACAAACGAAAACGAGUUGAUGAGUGUCAGCAGUUCUGAGAUCAGUUUGACUCUACUGCCUAAACUUCACAAUGUUGAAGAUCCCGAGGCUGAAGUGAAGGCCCUUCUUAUGGAAACUAAACGCUGCAUCCUCUAUAUCAUCCGAGUUCAAUCGGGUGACAAUCUCUGGGAUAUCAUGAUCAAGCCACCAACUAUAGAGGACGAAGAACGAUGGCAGACCAUUGUUCGCGAUGAGUUGUCCACCAACAAUAGACGCAAGGGUGCCUAUUCCGAAGCAAAUACCUUGAUCGAUAUUGGAGCCAUGACCUACCCUGAGCUGAAGCGAACGGCACUUGAGAAUAUCGUGCAACUUGAACACGCAGGCAAGAUUAGCCGUCAUAACAACUACCAAGACCUGCUGAACGCGAUUGCAGUCGACAUCAGGACUAAACAUCGGCGGAGAAUCCAACGACAGCGUGAACUGGACGGUGUUCGCAUGACGCUGGCGCGGCUGAACGACCAGGCCAUCUACCUGGACCAGCAGCUCAAGACCUACAACGACUAUAUUGAGCAGGCAAUGGUCACCCUGCAGAACAAGAAGGGGAAGAAGCGAUUCUUGAUGCCGUUUACCAAACAAUGGGAUCAUGAACGUGAACUGCAGAAAUCGGGACGCGUCUUUAAAUUCGGCUCUUUCAAGUACUCGGCUCGCAAUCUUGCUGAUAAAGGUGUCUUGGUCCACUGGAAGGGCUAUACCGAACGCCAAUGGGACCGUGUCGACCUGACAAUAUCGAGUAACGAAGUUGGAGUGUUCACACUCGACGGAAGCAGCGGCAAUAUGAUGAUUCCUGGUGCAAACGCCCAGGUACCGCUGGACGAUCUGUUGCAGGCGCAGUUUAACAACACCCAGUUCCUCGACUUCUUCGAGGGACACCUACGAGUUAACGUCAAUCUUUUCUUGCACCUGAUCAUGAGGAAAUUCUAUAACGAAUGAGCAGCUUAUGGGUUACUUUUUUUUUUGUGUGGAACAUGAUGAACUUGAUGCCCCGGGGGAGUCCGUAUCUCCCUCUUCACGAACAUAUUACGCUUCCGUGAUACCCCAACCACCCAGUGAAAGACGUUUCGGUUAGAUCUCAUGAACGGUGUUAUCUGGACUAGAGAGGAAGGUGGUUCGGA
Molecule: messenger RNA, 5420 nt
Organism: Paecilomyces variotii
Lineage: Eukaryota; Fungi; Ascomycota; Eurotiomycetes; Eurotiales; Thermoascaceae
Product: ras GTPase activating protein
Exons: 3
Coding region: 103-5238 (1711 amino acids)
Biological process (GO): regulation of GTPase activity; regulation of actin cytoskeleton organization
Cellular component (GO): cytoplasm
Molecular function (GO): protein binding; GTPase activator activity
Source: RefSeq, a predicted model, not a curated record